UCACCAUCAAACCGAACGAAUAUCAAGAAAAUGGCAUCGGAACAGAUAGCAUCCUCACAGGGAACAACAAAUACAACAUCCUCCGAAACAAAUGCCGCAGAGGGAAGUAUAUCGAAGAAUUCCACCACUGACUCCUCCACUGAAAUCAAUCAAGGAGUCAAACAAGCAUCAAUCGAAGAUGAUGUGAAGCAAUUGGUAGGAAGUGUAAGUUCAUGGUGGAGUGGUUUCAGUAAGAAAUCACAGGAACAAUUCGAUGAAGUACGUGCUUCAAUUGAUUCACAAGGUGGUUUAGUCUCUAUUGCAAAACGUGAAGCAGCCAAGUUUGAAGCUCAACUGAAUGAAGCACAAAAAGCAGCCAGACAGAAUGCAUUGGCUAGUGAAACAAAUGCUGAAGGAUCCGUUGAGGGAAGCGGAAAAGGCAAAGGCAAACAAGUGGAGGGCGAUGAUGGAGCUGAUGUUGAACGUUUGGAAGAGAAUGCUAAGCUAGCCCAAGAGGGAAAGACAAGGAGAGCUUCAAAUGAUGCAGUCAGUAGAGCUAUUGCAUCAUCUGCUACAGGAGAUGCAUUCUUUGAUGCUGAUGCAUUUUCUGAUGAACCUGGAGGGGAGAUGAAGGCAAUCGAUGAUGCAAUUAUGGCCACGAGACAGAAUGCACAAUCUGCCAUGCAAAGUAUGCAAACAUUCUGGGGAAAGAUUCAAGCAGAUCCGCGAGUGAACAAUAUGCAAGCGUCUGUCGCAAAGACCUUACAAAGUAUCUCCUUACCAAAACAAGGCAAGGCUGAAGAUGGUACGGAAAAUGCAGAGGAUCCUUCGCAGUCACCGCAAACAAAGCGAAAUUUAGCAUUACCUGAUCUGAGCAAACAAUUCCAAGCUGCUUUCCCUAAUUUAGAUUUGAAAGAAUCUCAAGCAAUGGCAAAGAGAUAUUUUGAAGCAUCUCAAAGUGCUGCACGGGAUUGGGGAAAAGAGAUGGGAUCAAUGAUGGGUGAUUUGGUUAAAGUCGUUCCGCCAGAGGAAGGCGAAAAGAAAAGGGAGAAGUCUAACGAGGCUCCAGCAAAGGCUGCAGCACCUUCUAAAGAAGCUCAAAAAGCCCCUGCUCUACAGGCAAGUACAGAUGAUGACGAUUUUGACUGGGACAAAGAAGUCGAAGGAGGAUUGGAGACUACUACUGGUCCACCAACAACGAGCUGGGAGGACGUUGGAGAUCAAGUGCAGACAGUUUCAGAGGCCGAAGAACAGAGCGCCAAGAAAGAGAUUUCCAAGAAACCGGCUGCCAGAUCAAAGCAAGAGGAGGAAGAAGAAGACUCAGAUUGGGAGUAGGCUAACAACGUAUUUUGUAUCUUGUAGAAUGUGUAACUUUUUAGCACCCAUAUAUAAUCGAUCAAAUUGAAACUGAA
Messenger RNA from Meira miltonrushii, 1391 nucleotides. RefSeq lists its product as uncharacterized. The coding region runs from base 31 to 1314 and encodes 427 amino acids. The record is from RefSeq and is a predicted model, not a curated record. The transcript has a single exon. NCBI's taxonomy places the organism in Eukaryota, Fungi, Basidiomycota, Exobasidiomycetes, Exobasidiales, Brachybasidiaceae.